CGUAGAGAUAGGAAUGAACAGAGGUGCGCAGUAGGUGCGCACUUCCAAGCAGAACAUAGAGAUAGGAAUUAGACACACACUAGGUGGGCACUUCCGAGAUACGUUGACGAUGCUCGGGUUCUUAGACAUUGAUUGCUUUUAUUCCAUUGCUUUUUUAUAUCAAUUAAGACAAUAAUUUAAAGAACCUCAACUUCUAGGUUUAUUUGCAUUUAAUUAUAUGGAUUAAACGGACUCUGUUCUUCCAUAAGGGGGUAUUUUUCCUUUGUCCGGAACCAUUGUUUGGGGACACUUGUUUCCACCCGACGGCUUAGCUACUUCCGGUUUGGUUUUUCAUAGCGGAGGCGGCAAUGCCGAUCCCUUUCGCUCUCCUGCUCUCCUUCAUAUCGCUAUGGCUCGCUUCUUGCUGGUGGCUGAGGCGGCGCCGCUGUUGCCAUGGUCGGACCUUUUUAAAAGACGGACCAGAGGCGGCGAUGACGUCGUCUCCGCGCGUCCUCUUCGUGACGGCGCACCCUGAUGACGAAGCCAUGUUCUUCGCCCCCGCCCUCCUCCGCUUGGCCCAAGCCCAGCUCUGGCUGUUCUGCGCAUCCUCAGGCAACUACUACAGUCAAGGCGAGGUCCGCAAGACGGAGCUUCUGGAGAGCUGCGCUGUGCUAGGGAUCCCGUCCUCCAACGUCACUAUCCUUGACCACAGAGAUCUGCCGGACCAUCCUUCCGUCGAGUGGGACGUACGUCUGCUUUCCGACCUGAUCCUCAAGCAUAUAGAAACUCACCAAAUCGACCUGGUUGUGACCUUCGACGCCAGGGGUGUCAGCUCUCAUGCCAACCACAAAUCCCUUUAUGCUGCUGUCAGGUACCUGCACUCGGAGCGGAAGCUUCCAGAAGGCUGUCGGGUCCUCACCCUUGAGACAGUCAACCUUUUCCGGAAGUACAUCUCCAUCUUGGACCUCCCCAUCAGCUGGCUCCAGAGCCCCGAUGCCCUCUUUGUGCUGGCAGAGGAGGAGGCUGGCCUUGCCAAGAGAGCCAUGCAGUGCCACCGCAGCCAACUCCUGUGGUUCCGUCACCUCUAUGUGAUCUUCUCACGCUACAUGGUGAUCAACUCGCUCAAAUUCCUGUAAUGGCAAGAGGACUAAGGGGAUGAAAGGAGAGUCCAAGCAAGGGUCCACCUCGCAAGGAGGGAGGUGUGGUGUUCCCAAAAGUUCAUGAAGCACUGAGAAACGGACCAGGCACCUGCACUGGAUUGACCGAUGCGGUCCACGAACCCUCGCCCACAGUCCCUUCCUGACCAAAAACCAGAUUCCAGGCAACAGGAAACCUUAAGCAUGUGGCAUAUUUUGUGCCAGAAGAAGGGGUCUGAAGAAGGACUGUUCCCAAAUUAUUGCAACCAAGAGCGUUUGCAGAUAUUUAUACCAAACCAAGAGUACAUGACAACUUGAAAUAAUAACAGUGAACAUUCAGUUUGGAGGGAAUCGUUACUCUGAAACGAAUUAAUCUGAAUGUAAUAUGGUGGCGGUGUGUUGUUGUUUUUCAUCCUCUGGACCAAAGCAUUAAUUAAAACCCCGAACAGGAUAAAUGGAAA
Sceloporus undulatus (fence lizard) is the source of this 1576-nucleotide messenger RNA. It is a transcript of the gene PIGL, whose product is annotated as phosphatidylinositol glycan anchor biosynthesis class L. The transcript has 7 exons. Lineage: Eukaryota; Metazoa; Chordata; Lepidosauria; Squamata; Phrynosomatidae. Gene Ontology annotation, cellular component: endoplasmic reticulum. The record is from RefSeq and is a predicted model, not a curated record. Bases 348 to 1115 code for a protein of 255 amino acids. Gene Ontology annotation, molecular function: N-acetylglucosaminylphosphatidylinositol deacetylase activity. Gene Ontology annotation, biological process: GPI anchor biosynthetic process.